UGUCUUUCUCUCUCUCUCUCUAUUUCUCUCUCUGUGUCUCUCUGUCUUUCUCUCUCUCUCUCUAUUUCUCUCUCUGUGUCUCUCUGUCUUUCUCUCUCUCUGUGUCUCUCUGUCUUUCUCUCUCUCUGUGUCUCUCUGUCUUUCUCUCUCUCUAGACUCUACACAUGUACCUCAGUGUUUGUGGCUUGAUGAUUAGUUGAAUCAGGUCAGGUGUUUUACUACUGGGCUGGAACAAAAAUGUGCACUCCUGUUGGCACUCAGUCUCUCCAGCAUACCUUUUAAUACCAUUUUAAGUCUGGUCUUCAGACUCCUCUCUGAGAGUAAUUAGAUGAAGACAAUCUCUCUCUCUCUGACACAAAAAGCUUCCUGUUUUUUUUUGUAUAUAGUUGGAUGUGGUUGAAAUGUAAUAUUUGAUCUUACAGAUGUUGUAUACAGGGGUAUGAAUACUUUUGCAAGGGACUACAGCCCCAAUUGGCCCUGGUUAAAAGUUGUGCACUUUAAAUAUAUAUUUAUAUAUAUAUAGAGAGAGAGGAUGCCAUUUAGGUUGAUUCCCAUCCCCUGGCCUUGACUCCAGACUCGAACCUUAUUGAUUCAAUAUAUGCAUGGAUGGACACCUGUUCUGCUCUGCUUCCUUCUCGCUCUCUUUUUACCGUCUUGAUUAUGUGGAUUUUUAUCUGCGCCAAACUUGGUGCAAAACCACGCCCACGAGUAGCCGAGCAAAAGCCGCGCUGAUUGGACAGCUUGUUCUGACGUUCCUUUUCAGGAAGUAAACGCGACAUUUUCGGGUUUUGCUAUAUAAGCUGGUAUCAAAAAAUAAGAAAAGUAACUCCUAGCGACAUCAACGGACUGCAAAGCGUUAGUGGUUUACCUCGCAGCCUGUGGACUGAAGAUUAUCGACACUGCUGGAAAUAUUUUCAAGCUAUUAGCUAGCAAGUUUACAUUUGCAAGUAGCUAGCUAGCUAGUCGAGUGUGCUGCUGUGCUGAGACGGACAAACCAUCAUCAACGGUAUUGCUAACGAACGUUUAACAUCAACUAAAAGAGCUUUCCCCGUUGUCACGUGCGCUACCGUCGCCGCUCCAAAUAUGCCUCGCGAGUGCUCUGUUAAAACGUGCGACAACAAGCAAAAGACCUGGUCGGCUCUAAUGUUUCACCGACUUCCACUGAGUCAUCCGGACCGAUUGAAACGGUGGCUGAUUGCUCUGAACAAAGAUGCUAAUACCGCGACCGACGACCUCAGAAAGUUACUCGUUUGCUCGGAACAUUUUCUACCGGCGGACUAUUACGAGAAGCUGGGACAGGACAGACACAGCAGGAUGAGAAUCAUGAAAAGUUUCCUGAAGGAUACAGCGGUGCCGUCGGUGGCCGUUCACACGCCAGGACAACGUGGAAUAAUUUCGGUUGAGACAGGAGACGUACCUCCAGGGACUGACUCCCUGUCUGCUGGAGGGGCUUCUGGUCCCACCCCACAACGUGGAGGGGCAGGUGUUGCUAUGACUACGACGGGGUUCCUCUCCCACCGGGGUCUGCAGCUGACAGAGCCUGCUUCAACCGCUGGGACGUACGUGGCUCUGGCUCCCACGUCUUCACUUAGUAAGGACCUCCCCUCUACGACGACAACGGGAGACUCAUGCAGAAGGAAAAAAACAAAGACCAACGUUCCUGUGACGCGCAGGAAGAAAGGUCAAAUGGACACAGCCAUUAAGAAGACUUCAGUGAAGCACUGUACCAGUAUGAGCUCUGCUGCUGGUUCCACCUCCAGCCCCUCCACCUCCAGCCUCUCCACCUCCAGCCUCUCCACCUCCAGCCCCUCCACCUCCAUCCCCUCCACCUCCAGCCCCUCCACCUCCAGCUCUGACAGUAGGCUGUCGUCAGGCGAACCGGACAGAGGAGGAGGAGGAUGGAGCGAAAGGAAAUGGAUCGUGAACGAGUCGAAGCUCAAGGAGCUUUUCCAGACGUGUCACCAGUGCGGCGCUGCGUUGCGUAAUCGGACCAUAACCGCGUUGGGCUACAGCCAAAUCAAAGUGACCUGGACUUGUCCCGAUGAGCACCGAGGAGAGUGGCAGUCGUGUCCCGACGCGUUCGGUAUCGGUCACUACCUGCAGACGGUUGGUUACAGAGUGUUGCUGGACUCCAUGAAUAGUCAGUUUGUAAGUCACGACUAAGUAUCUACUACAGU
Oncorhynchus keta (chum salmon) is the source of this 2177-nucleotide messenger RNA. RefSeq lists its product as uncharacterized. The record is from RefSeq and is a predicted model, not a curated record. The coding region runs from base 1084 to 2163 and encodes 359 amino acids. The transcript is spliced from 4 exons. Lineage: Eukaryota; Metazoa; Chordata; Actinopteri; Salmoniformes; Salmonidae.